GCUACCCUCGCCUACAAGUCUCCGACAUGUCAGCCCAGGGCGCGAUCAUUAGUCAACGCUCAUCCACACAGAUACCACACAGUCCAGCAAUGAAGAUCAUGAUGUUUUCAGUGAGUUUAGUAUGGGUAUCGACAUGAACAAGGACGGCAGAGUCGGCUGCUCUUACUACGUAGCCACCGAAGGAGCCUUGUUUAUCGAGGAAGACAUAUCCAUGGGCGGAAUCGAGGCUGUCGAGACAAUUCUACUUCGCUUUCUUGAGCGAGGCGCACAGCGGCUUGAAAGUGACGAAGCGUCCGACAAUAAGCAAGGGUUACACAUUUUGCGACACCUUGGAUCUGCGGAAUUUGAUUAUGAUGCAGGGAAGGUGAUAUUGGCAAAAGUAGAUCUUGGCCCGAACCUUCCAGAUUUCUUAGAGGUAGAAUCAACAGCGGAGCACUCGGCAAACUAUGUUAGCUCUCCCGAUCACAGCAAACUCAUGCGUCUAGCGAAGACCAUCAACCUCGAGAGUCACCUCUCCAUUGGGUGUGCCAGGGCAGUUGUGACCGAUCUCAACCGUCGUAUGUCCAUAGAAUCUCUGGAUACCGACGCCGAGAGGCCCCUUGCGUUUCAGAUAAGGUCGACGAAGAUGAGCACGCCUGCAGAUACGAUGCUCAUUAUACGAUCCGAGCUCCAUCCCAACCCACAGAUACAAUGCUCUAACCGCUCGCAACCAAAACUCAAGGAGUGGCAAAGCAAAGCGCGUCAGAUGCUUUUUCGGCCGAGUACAGAUGUCAAACUCAUACAUGAGCGGCAGAGGGCUAUCGCGACUUUUCUGCGUGUCGAGAACCGUGAAGCUCUGCGGGGCAUACGAAAGCAUCUGAGAAAGAUCGAGAACACCAAAACCCUCCUGCUUCACGUGAGAAAGGGUGUAGACCGAAUGAGAGGCCAGUUAUCCCUGCAAACAGGAGAUUGGAAGAUAUUACUGCGCUUCGCAAUGGCCUCCACUCAGCUCAGAGAAUACGUGUCUUCGCUCCUGGGAUCAUCUGAUAUCGACUCGAUUUCGAAGAUAAGAAGCAGCAUCGACCCUCGAAUAUUUCUAUCCAUUGGCGAAACGAUUCUGAAAACAAUCAAUUUCAAGCUAUCGAUGGAGACAGGCCGCACUGAGAUUCUCACAGGUGCAAGUGAUAAUUUGGACGAGCUGAGGCGAGAAUUUGCCCACGUGUGCCAAAUCCUUCCUAAAAUAAAAGGCGAACUCCUGAGAGACGUUCCCGAGUGGGUAACUGAGCAUAUCCACCAUUGCACCGUCAUUCCACAGCUAGGAUUUCUCGUCGCAGUAACGUUCAAUCCUGAGAUCGGGGAAGGCGUGUAUAGUGGGCAAGACCUAGCCGGAGAUGCCUGGCACAUAAGCUUCAUUAGUGAAGACCUUGUUUACUACAAGACUUCUACUAUGGCCAAUCUCGACCUCCAGCACGGAGAUCUCUCUGCAAGAAUUGCUGACGAAGAAAUCCGUGUUGCCAUAGAACUUGCGGCAGUAGCCUCAGAGCUCUUUGGGGAUUUUGAUAGUCUGCUCUCUCUUGCUUCCGCCGCGGAGAAAGCUUGUCUCCUCAUCGUGCACCUGGCCCAUAUGGGAAGCUAUGUACCUACUACACGAGCUACGAUUGGGAUAACGGAUCGGAUUUUGACUCGGAUUGCUACCCGAGAGACCGUCGUGGAUGAUGAAAGUACCUCCUUGGUAGACUUGAAGCAGGCGGCUUUCUCAAUGAAAUUUGCUACUCGCCGGAGUCUGCUCCUGAUUGACGAGUUUGGCAAAGGUACCACUAUGGAAGCCGGCGCCGCCCUCUUUGCAGCUUAUCUCAUCCAUUUCCUUGAUCUCGACAUGGAAAAUCUAAAGGUGCUUGUCAGUACCUACUUCCACGAAAUAUUCGAGCACGGCUUUAUAGGGCCCAGGGACGGUGUGGCAUUUGCCCACAUGGAGGUUCGGCUUAACCCCGAGGCUCAAGAUGCAGAGGACCAACUCACGUUUCUGUUUAAGCUCCUCGAGGGUCGAGACGAGCGCAGCCUUGGGGUAUUGUGUGCGGCUAUUAAUGAUAUUCCGAGCGACGUCAUUGAAAGAGCCGAUUACAUCGUGAGCCUACAGGAGAGCAACGAGGACCUCGUGGAAGCAUACGAGAAUUCACGAGAAGGACAGAGUGCCAACCUAGCUUUGCGAGCUGGUCAGGAUGCCAUGGGUGGCCUGCAUUCGAUGGCUAAGAUAAUCGAGGGAACAAAAGCAGGAUGGUUGUGA
Messenger RNA from Lasiosphaeria miniovina, 2263 nucleotides. RefSeq names its product muts domain V-domain-containing protein. Gene Ontology annotation, molecular function: ATP-dependent DNA damage sensor activity; ATP binding; mismatched DNA binding. Lineage: Eukaryota; Fungi; Ascomycota; Sordariomycetes; Sordariales; Lasiosphaeriaceae. The transcript is spliced from 9 exons. Gene Ontology annotation, biological process: mismatch repair; chiasma assembly. Gene Ontology annotation, cellular component: nucleus. The record is from RefSeq and is a predicted model, not a curated record. Bases 122 to 2263 code for a protein of 713 amino acids.